Molecule: messenger RNA, 2575 nt
Organism: Chara braunii
Lineage: Eukaryota; Viridiplantae; Streptophyta; Charophyceae; Charales; Characeae
Source: the annotation of a GenBank genome assembly
UCGCGUCUAGCACAUGAAGUCAUACGUGGAUCGCGACCGGCCAGCCAUCCGUGCUUACCAACGAGGCCGCUUUCAGUCCCCGUUGUCCGCAAGCCAUUCAAUGUCAUUGCUGAGUAACCAGCCAGCGAAUCAGUCUAAUACGCUCGGCAUCCACGUGGGGGAAGAGAAUCAAGAGCACAAGCCGUGUAAGCGGCGGAGGAGGACAAGGAGGAGGAGAUUCUGAGCAAGAAGAAAAAGAAGAAGCGGAAUGGAUCAGAUAAAAGGGGUGAUGAGGAAGAAAACAAUGAUCUCCAAUACCGACUCUUAACACUUGUGUGUCGGCGGCGGCAAAAGCUGGGCACUCGCCACAAAAUUUUCGGCCGCGCACUGUUAUCCCAGUGUACCAGGUUCUCAAGUAGCCUCAUCCAGGCCUCCUUGAGAACGUUGGUGCCCUUAGCAAGUCGUGCUAGGGCUUUGAAGAAGAAGAAGAAGCAGAAGACGUAGAAGAAGAAGAAGUUGAAGAAGACGUAGAAGAAGAAGAAGUAGAAGAAGAAGAAGAAAAACGAGAAGGAGCUGCGUGAAACGGGGGGAAAGAUGGAGAAAGCAAUGCCGUGGCUAGAGGAAGGAAGAACGAUCGAAUACUGGGGUGGAUUUCCUCUGGCGGGGCUGAUCUGUCUCCUGACAGCCUGUUAUCUCUUCUAUAUUGUGCGGCGGCUGCCUCUUGGUGUUACUCGCUUGAUUGCCUCGUUGCCGGUUUUGAUCAUCUAUGGCUAUCUGCCGCUGAUUUUCGACCGGCGAACGCAGGUCUUGGGAAUCACGAUUCUCUCUUGUAUAGCGACCUGGGCCGCAUCGUUCAAGGUGUUGAUGUUUUGUUGGGGUUUCGGCCCAUUGCUCGUCUCCCAGCCCCCCCCCGCCAUAGACAGCAGCCUGUGGGCGUUCGCCGCCGUGCUAUCCACUCCGGUCCGCGUUCAUCCCAAUCCGAUCAAAGGGCGUUGGGCAGCAGCCGCAGCGUCAGCAGGAGCGGUAGGUAAGCUGUUGUCGGAGUCCCGACGGGAGCUAGCAUCGACGACCGAGUCUGGAUCGGGACAGAAGGAGGGGAAGGUAGAGACGUGGAUAGAGCUGGUUAUACUCAGCGCCAUUAAGUUCACUGUGGUGAUAGCCGGAGUGGUUGUGAUCGCGGAUUACCAGGAGAAAGUUCCUAGACAUGUCCUUACGUUGCUCCACGCUUUGGUCAUAAACUCUUUCGUGGGAUUGCUGGAAGAAGGGCUCGGCGCGCUUAUCACCGGCACGCUGAAGAUUCAGCUACUUAAACACGUGGACCAUCCUUAUUUGUCCACAUCACAUAGCGAUUUCUGGGCGCGAAGAUGGCAUCUCACAAUAAGCGUCCUCUUACGCGAGUCUGUAUAUGAGCCGAUAAUGUUGUUAUUUCACAUACUCCUCGCACCCUCUCCUUCUCCCUCUCCCUCUCCCUCUCCCUCCCUUCCUCCUCCUACUCUGUCUCCUCUCCGGGGUGGCUCGUGGGGUGAGAAGGUCACUGACGAAGGGAUGAAGAGGGAAGCGGAGGGAGGUGGAGGUGUCCAUGAAGGAUUGUCUGUUUCUCAGACAAUACCGAGGAGCUCGGCUAUGGCGACCGACGAUCAGUCCCGACCGCAUGCCCUGCCAUCGAGUAAGACGGAGAUCGGCAAGAAGACCGCGACCCCGACGGCCGUCGAUAACUCAGGGAUCCGUUUCCGCUCGUCACAGAGUAGGCGUGAUGUCGAUGAAGGAAAGGCGGAGAAGGAGAAUAGGGAGCACAAGGAGGAGGAGAAGAGGGACUGCUCCCGCCGCUCUCGGGAGAUUCCUGGCGAUGACAUUACCGAGUCGGACGGUGCAGGACGACGAGAUGCGGCCGGUAAUGAUGCCUAUCGUUGUGAAGAGAAGGUAAAGCAGCAGCAGAGGGCGGCUGCUGCUUUUCGAAUGCCUAUGUUUACUCAGCUGAUUGCGGUUAUGGCGGCCUUCUUCGUUUCGGGUGUGAUGCAUGAGAUGGUGUUGUGGUACAUAUCUGGAACCGCCGCCACGUGGCAACUCGCUUCAUUCUUCUGGGUUGCCGGAGUUGUCGUUUGCAUCGAGUUCGGAUUACGUAGACUUCCAUGCUGGCGAGCUGUAAAGCUUCCUCGCGUCGUGUCCAUCAUCUUCACAGUUGGCUCCCUUCUGGUUAUGGGAGAGAUGCUCUUCUUCCCACCCCUUGUUCAAACAGGAACGGUUGCUGCGAUUAUGCAUGAGAUGCGGAGCUUCGUAUAUUUGCUGUUGAGAAUCUGACAAUCCUAUCGGAAUCUCCGAAUCGAAUCACGAGGUUUUUUUUUUGUUUUGUUUUGUUUUGCUUUGUGCUUGCCUGUUUUUUUGGCUGUUUUCAUCUUUGGUUCUCUCUCUUUUUUUUGUUGUUAAUCGAUUUAUGCUGUGUGUCGUCUUUGUGCAGGGGCCAUGCAAGUCUUCAAGUCUUCUGGAUAUCGUUCCCAUUUUAACGGAUGUCCUGAAGGAUUAUGGUAUCACCUUUUUUCUUUGUUUGUUUCCUAAUUUGGUCCAUUUUUUUUAUUUAUGCGAGGCGUCUUUUCGCAGG